Messenger RNA from Harmonia axyridis, 27437 nucleotides. RefSeq names its product twitchin (gene bent). The transcript is spliced from 65 exons. The coding region runs from base 576 to 27035 and encodes 8819 amino acids. The record is from RefSeq and is a predicted model, not a curated record. Lineage: Eukaryota; Metazoa; Arthropoda; Insecta; Coleoptera; Coccinellidae. Gene Ontology annotation, molecular function: protein kinase activity; ATP binding; protein binding. Gene Ontology annotation, biological process: protein phosphorylation.
AAGCAACCGUAUUCCUAUCAGUGCUGAUAUAUGAACACAAGAGUGGCCGGCAUGUUGCCAUGAUCUAUCACCUAUAUAACAUUCAAGGGGUGUAAAAUCUGAAGAGAUCCGAACCAUCUGAGUUGGCAAGUUCACUACAAGAAAAUUCCAUUUAUUUUCUCCCAAAAUCAUGAAUAGAAAAUGACAAACAACAACUAAUACACCCAUUUGAAGAUUGACAUAUGAAUAACUGACGAAUGAGACAUCUUACUCAGCGAGGGUGUCGCAGUUGUAAGUAACACACGUGACGUUUCCCCGUAAGACGCGUAACAAGGACGCCGACGCCUGGCGUCACUCUCAUCGAGUGGGGAUCCUCCUGGUGGGGACGCCGUAAGAUGUCCAGCAGAAACGUCGAUGGUCUAUAGUUAUUGCUUUGAAGACCACCAAGCAACGUCUGGAAUAACGAACGACGCGAUUUUGUGCAUCUCGACGGUUCAACACGCGACAAGUGAAGUGACGUGACGUGGGAAAUUGCAUCACUAAGAACGACCAAAGUAAUAUUGAUGUUCCCAAUAUCACCAAUACACUAAAAAAGCAUGGGAGUGGCCGAGGAUUUCGCUCCCAGCUUCACUCAGAAGCCGCAGCUGAGGCAAGAGGACGAUGGCAACAAACUCAUAUUCGAAUGUCAACUGUUGUCUUCGCCAAAACCAGAAAUACAGUGGUUCCGUAGUGACACCCUGCUGUUUGAGGAUGCGAGGACUAAGUUCAAAAUACAGUCGAUUGGAAGCAAUAAGUUCUUGGUGGUCUUAGAACUCGAUGAUGUCAUCGAGACCGAUGCUGGCCUUUACAAGGUCAAAGCGAAAAACAAAAUGGGGGAGGUUGCAGCUUCCAUCAACCUCAACUUCAGCCCUAUGGACGAACCGAAAGAAAAACAAAUCGAUGGUCUAGCACCCACCUUCUCCAAAAAACCUGCAAUACGUCAGGAAGAGGAUGGUAAAAGACUUUUGUUUGAAUGCCGGAUCCAAGCAAACCCACGACCCGUAAUCAGUUGGUUUCAUAAUGGAAAUCCGGUUAAAGAAUCAUCACGUCAUAAGAUGAGGCUAGACAAAGAUGGCCAUUCGUAUUUUGCAACUUUAGAAAUUGAAGAUGUCACCGUAGAGGAUGCUGGCAAAUACAAGGUGACUGCAAAAAACGAACUAGGCGAAAGCAAUGCCACGAUUAGCCUCAAUUUUGACAGCGAUGAAGCUCCUGUACCGGACGAUGGGAUCAAACCAACCUUCACUGAACGCCCUGUGAUAAGACAGACUGACGAUGGUGCCAAAAUAACCUUCGAAUGCAGAUGUGUGGGAGAGCCAAAACCGGAACUCGUAUGGUUUCAUGGGAAGGAGGAGUUGCAGUCCAAUAACAGAUAUGUUAUCACAAUGGAGCAGGAUCAAAAAUUAUAUUACUUAGCAAAAUUAGAAAUUAACGGGGUGAAAAACUCAGAUAAAGGGGAAUACAAGGUUGUAGCUAAAAACAGAUAUGGUGAUGGAGAAGCUAAGAUCAACCUGAAUUUCGAAGGUUCGGGAAAACCAAAAAUACCCGACGGCAAGCCUCCAAGAUUCCCUAAAAAGCCAACCAUCCGGCAAGAAGGUGACAUAUUGAUCAUGGAAUGUCUGUUAGAGGCUCACCCAGACCCAGAGAUCACCUGGUACCAAGGAGACAAGAUAAUUCGAGACAGUACGCGAAUAAAAAUGCUAAGAAAAACGACUGCCAAAGAUACAUAUCUGCUUACGCUUCAAAUAUCCGAUCCGACCCGAGAAGAUGGUGGAAACUAUCGUUGCAACGCGUUCAACGUUUACGGUGACUGUAACGCGAAUAUCGCUCUGAAUUUCCAAGGUGGAGAUAAUGCUGCUGGUUUUGCUCCGUCAUUCAUCGAAAAACCGAAGAUUAUCCCUAACGAAAGCGGUACUCUCAUCACCAUGUUGUGCAAAUGCAAGGCGAAACCGAAACCAGACGUUACAUGGUUCCGUGGAACAACCAUCGUGAAAGAAUCGACUAAAAUCAAGAUCAAAAUCGUGGAUAUCGAGGAAGACAUAUACGAAAUAUCUAUGGAGAUAAAGGAUCCAUCAGGUGCAGAUGGCGGUACCUACAGAUGUCACGUUAAGAACGAAUUCGGCGAAAGUAACGCUAACCUGAACUUGAACAUCGAAGCUGAACCAGAACCAGAAGGCGAUGGUCCGACAUUUGUAGAAAAACCAAGAAUAACAUCACAGCAAGGAGGCAAACUAGUCAUAAUGGAAUGUAAGGUAAAAUCAGAUCCAAAACCAACGAUCGUUUGGUACAGAGAAGGAAAACAAGUAACGGAAUCUAGUAAGAUUAAGAUUAGUUUCGAGAAGGUCGAAACAAAUAUUUAUUACAUAAAAUUGGAAUUGAAAGAACCAGGAACCGAAGAUUCUGGCCUUUACAAAUGUAAUAUAAAGAAUACGUUAGGUGAACUGAAUGCCAAUUUAACCCUCAACAUAGAAAUCAUUCCUGUUAUUAAGGAAAAACCGAAAGUCAUAAAGAUUGUGAAGAAGAGAACUGUAGUAGUGGAAUGCAAAGUGCUCAGUAAAUUUGCUCCAGAAUGCACUUGGUUCAAAGAAAACUCUGCAGUGAGGGAGGACACUAGGCAUAAGGUACAAAUAGAACAAACUAAAGAAGGUGAAUUCGCUGUCAAACUAGAAAUAGCAGAAGUGAAUAAAACAGAUAAGGGUCUCUACAAGUUGGUGGCGAAGAAUGAGAAGGGUGAAGCAACAUCACAAACCGUUGAAGUAACUGAGCUGCCACCUGAAGAAAAACCCAAAGGGGAUAAACCAAAACUCUCAGGCCUCACUAGUAUUAAAGUGGAAGAGGGAAAAUCAGCUGAAUUCAUUUCAUCGCUUAAAAUCGUCGAUAAAACCAUCAGUAUUACUUGGUAUAAAAAUUCCACUAUCAUAAGAGAAUCAUCCGACAUCAAAAUCACAUUCGAUGGUUCCAUAGCUAAAUUAACUGUAACUAAAUGUAAGAUAACAGACACAGCAACAUACAAAUGUGUUGCCAAAAAUGACUUUGGUGAAGAUGAAGUAUCUGCUACCUUAACUGUUACAAAGAAGGUAGUAGAAGAGGAAGAGGAAGAGAAGAUCGAAAAGAAGAAGAAGGUAGAGAAAAAAGAAGAAAAGAAAGAAGAGAAGAAGGAAGAGAAUGAAGUCAAGAAGAAGGUACAGAAGGAGGUUGAAAAUAAGAAGGAAGAAGACAAAGUAAAUGAUAUCGACAAGAAACCUGAAACUAAGAAAAUUGAGGAAACUAAGCCAUUGAUCAAAAAAGACAGGAAAUCAUCCAUACAAAAGAUUGAGGAGAAAGUUGAGUCCAGGAGAAGUUCUAUUAUUAAAACAGAGGAGAAGAUUAUACAGGAUGGAGAUUCAAGGUCAUCAAGUAGAAGAUCAUCUUUCCAACAAGAGGAAGAAACUAGAACUGAAUCAAGGCGUUCCUCCAUCACUGCUGAGAAGAAGAAGAUUAAGGAAACUAAGAAACUUGAAACUACGGAUGAGGUGACAACACCCACAUCACCCACAAAUCACAUUCAAGAACCACCAUUCACUGAAAAGACAACUAAAACGGUCAAGAAAGUUCAGAAGAAUGGAUUACCUGAAUCAGAUGAAACAGAUAAAAAGACUGGAGAUAAAUUGAUUGUGAAGAAAGAUGAGAAAACAAUGAAGAAAACAGAUGAAAAACCAAUCAAGACAGAUGACGAACUAAAGAAGGAUGUAAAACCAGUUACCAAGAAAUUGGAUAAGCCCGAGGAGAAAAAAGAAGACAAAGUUGAAACUAAAACAUCGUUGAAAGUUGAUGAAAAUGAUAAAGCAUCAAAAACUCCGCAAACUACCACAAAAACACAAAUUACACCAGAAACCAAAACAACACCCAAACUGUCUCAACCAGAAAAACUGGAAGUUAAGCAGAACAAUCUUGCAGAACCUGCUAAACCAGAAGCUAAUAAAUUAGAUGUCAAGAAGAAUGAAGAAACAAUUAAGGAGAAAGGAAAAGCAGCAAUAAAGAUUACUGAAGAGAAGAAGGAUAAACGUGCGCCACCUAAAGCCCAACUAAAAUCAGGUUCAUUUUUAUCGGUACAACUCAAACCUGUUUCCAAAGAUGGUAAAAAAACAGCUAAAGCCGAAUUAGAAGUAGACCUGAAGAAAGUGCCUGAAGAAAAGGAGAAGAAAGUGGCUCUGAAGAAACCCAAAACAGCUAAAAAAGAGGACGUACCAGAUUGGGAAAAUAUUCCAGAUUAUGAAAGGCCAGUUCUGGAAAAAUACGAGCCAGGUGAACACCCUGACUACAAGGGUAGGGAAAAAACUCAACUCUCCAAGGAGAGGCCUAGUUUGCCACAAAUCAAGACCCCCGAGGCACCAAAGAUCGAGGUUAUGAAAGAGAAGACGCCAGAACCAAGGAAGAAGUCAUUGGAACCAACUCCAUCUCCUGGCUCAACCAGCAGGCGAGGCUCUUUGAUACCACCAGAAGCCAUGGGCCGUAGAGCUUCCCUCAUCAUUUCAGACGAGACAAAAUACAAGCGUCCGGGACAAUUGCAAGAACCGUCCGACAAACAGAGGCGCAGACCUAGUGCAGAUCUUAGGCGGCCUAGUUUGGCAGAAAUGGAGGAUAGGAUUAACCAACCUUCUACUCCUCUGAAGGCCUUAGGAGAUGGUGGACCACCAAGCAUCGUUGAUGUGGCUGAGAGCUAUUCGGCUGUUGAAGAUUCAACUGCCUAUAUCAUGGUGUUGGUUGAAGGAAACCCAGCACCAACCUUCAAGUUUUACAAGGGUAUGACUGAAAUUAUUGAAGGAGGUAGAUUCAAAUUCUUAACUGAUGGUGAAUCAAACUCCAUCACUUUAUGUAUAAGAAAGAUCAAACCAAACGAUGAAGGCCAAUAUAAAAUUGUAGUCUCAAACAUCCAUGGAGACGACAGUGCAGAGAUGAUGCUUUAUGUAUCAGAUUCUAGCGGUAUGGACUUCAGGGCUAUGUUGAAAAAACGAAAAUACGCAAAAUGGGGAGAAAAUAAGGAAGAUCCUGAUUGGGGUGACUUGAAGGAAGUUGAGAAGCCUAUGCCUGCCCUCAAGAAAGUAGAGAAGACUCCACUUUCUUCAAGAAGGCCUUCGUUGGCUGAAUUAAUACCAGAUUGGCCAGUUUUACACCACUUUGAGAAAAAAGAGAAACAAGAAUCUUUCCUGAAACCAUUGGUGGAUCAAUAUGCGAAAGAAGGAAAAGAUAAGAAAGUUGUAUUCGAAGCUAAUUUCAGUAAACCGAAUGCCAAACCCAAAUGGUUAUUCCGAAAAGAUGAACUGUUUCCCGGAUCAAAAUACAAAUUCAAACAAGAAAAUGACCUGUACCAACUCAUUAUUUCUAAUCCCAAAGUGGAAGAUACUGGUAAAUAUACAAUAGAGAUUGGAGGUAUUACAUCCAUAGCCUACCUCAACGUUGAUGAACCAGAUCCCUGUUAUUCUUUCACAAAGCCAUUGAAGAAGAAAUACGAUGGUUAUGAAAAACACGAACUUCAACUUGAAUGUACCGUCAGUAAUAGCUUGGCUAUUGUUGGUUGGUACAAAGGUAAAGACAAACUUAAUGAUGAUGACAAAUAUUCCAUCUCUAAAGAUAUCAAUGGUUGUUGUCGUCUCACAUUAAAGAUAGCUGAAUUCGAGGACGCUGGUGAAUAUUCUUGCAAAUUAGAAAAACAAACUGAAAAAACAGUUGCCAAUGUUAAUAUCAUCGAAUAUCCAUACAAGUUCGUUAAGUGUUUGAAACAUCAACAGCAUGUCGAAAAAGAAAACAUCACUCUGCUUUGUGAGUUAGAUGAUGCUUUGGGAGAGGUGAAAUGGUAUAAGGGAGACCAAGAGGUUAAACCAGAUAAAAGAAUAGUUAUAUCUAAAGAUGGCCGUAAACGCAAAAUGGUCAUCAAAGAUGCUAAGGUUACUGAUGCUGGAAUGUAUUCUUGCAAAACCAACGCCGAUAAAACAGAAGCUGAGUUGGUUGUGAACUAUUUGAAUCGCUUCAAUAAGAAACUAAAAGAUACAGAAGCGGUUGAAAGGGAGAGAUUGGUACUUGACAUCGAGCUGCAAGACCAAACCGCACCUGCCGAAUGGCUCUUCAAUGGAAAACCCAUCGAAACCUCAGAAAGAAUUGAAAUUAAAAAUCUUGGAGGUGGUAAACAUCAACUCAUCUUCAAUAAACUCGAUAUGGAAGAUGAUGGAGAAAUAACAUGUGUUUCUGGCAAAUUAGAAUCUUCCAUGAAGUUAACAGUGAAGAAGGGAGAAAGCAGACCAGAAAUUGACUUCCCAGAUACUUUCGAAGGUCCUAUCAGUAGAGCUAUCGUCUUGGAAGUGCCAUAUAAAGUUAGUGGAACUCGGCAAACACCUAUAGAAGCCAAACUUAUCAAGGAUGGUAAAGCUCUUCCACUGAAGGAUGUUGAAAUUAUUACCCAUGAAGAUAAAAUUAUAUUCAAAAUCAAGAAGCCUGCCAGAGAACUGUCUGGUCCUUAUGAAAUAAAAGUAGGAAAUGGACAAGGAGAGGCUGUUAAACUAUGCAACAUCACAAUGCAAGACGUACCAUCACCUCCUCAAGACAUUCAAAUCUCAGAAAUCUUCCAAACAUCUUGCGUGGUAACGUGGAAACCUUCGAAAGAUGAUGGUGGAACUCCAAUACAGCAUUACAUCAUUGAAAGGCAGGAUAUUAGCUUGAAAUCUGGAUGGGAUAAUGUUGGACAAAUAUCACCAAAAGAGCCUUCAACCUAUAAGGUCGAAGGUCUCACACCGAAAAAAGAAUAUAGAUUCAGAAUACGAGCUGUUAACAAGCUGGGCAGCAGUGAACCAACAGUGUUUGCUAAGCCAAUAUUGGCCAAAGAUCCAUGGGAUGAGCCCAGCAAACCUAAAGAUGUGGAAGUUGUUGAUUGGGACGUGGAUCAUGCAGACUUGAAAUGGCAACCACCAGAUUCAGAUGGUGGCGCUGAAAUCACCGGAUAUGUCAUCGAGUACAAAGAAAAAUUCGGAAAAGAUUGGGCCAAGGGUGUUGAAGUUCCUGGAGACCAACUUAGUGGAACGGUUAAAGGCUUGAAAGAAAAUGCAACCUAUGAAUUCAGGGUACGUGCUAUCAAUAAAGCAGGUCCUGGUGAGCCAAGCGAUUCCACCAAACCAAUCAUUGCGAAAUGCAGAUUUGUUAAACCCUUCAUUAUUGGUAAUGAUCUCAACAAUAUUAUAGUUAAGAAGGGUCAAAUUGUGAAGUAUGACAUCAAAUAUGGAGGUGAACCAGAACCAGAGGUAAAAUGGUUCUUAGAUAAAAAAGAAGUCAAACCAGAUCCAGAUGAAAGGGUAACACUUGACAAAUAUGAGAGAAACACUAUAAUUACCGUCAGAAAAACAACUAGAGCUGAUAGUGGUAAAUAUAGAUUAGUUCUGACCAAUAGCUCUGGAACAUGCGAGGGUAUAGCUGAAGUUGUCGUUCUCGACAAACCAUCACAACCUCGAGGUCCAAUGAAGAUCGAAGAGGUAAGAUCAGAUCAUAUCAAGGUCAAAUGGCAAAGACCUGAGGACUGUGGUGGAACAGAAUUAACGGGGUAUGUCCUUGAGAAAAUGGAUAUGGAUACAGGCAGAUGGAUCCCAGCUGGUGAAGUUGGCCCCAACGAGGAUACUUUCACCUUCAAAGGACUAACGCCGAAAAAGAAAUAUAAGUUCAGGGUUCGUGCAAAGAAUAAGGAAGGUGAAUCUGAACCACUUGAAACAGAGGACGCCAUACUCGCUAAGAAUCCUUAUGAUGAACCAGGUAAACCAGGCAAGCCUCAAAUUAUCGAUUAUGACAAUAAGAGUGUAACUCUCAAAUGGCCCAAGCCUGAAACAGACGGUGGUCGUCCAAUAACACAUUAUACCAUCGAGAUGAAGGAUAAAUUCGCUGUUGAUUGGACUGAAGUUGCUAAAACUGAAGAUGGCAACCCUGAAGGAGUUGUUGAAGGUCUCAAGGAGAAGAUGGUCUACCAGUUCAGAGUGAGAGCACAUAACAAAGCUGGACCCAGUGCACCAUCAGAAUCAACAGAUAAUCAUUUGUGCAAGCACAAAAAUCUCAAACCACGCAUCGACAGAGAGACAUUCAAGUCGAUUAUUAUAAAAGCUGGCAGAACACACAAGUGGUCUGUUGAUGUGACUGGUGAGCCUCCACCGGAUCUCAGAUGGGUGUGGAGGGAUAACAUCACCUUGACCAACACUGAACGCAUUAAAAUAGAAAAUGUGGAUUACCACACCGACUUCACUAUAGUGAACGCGGUUCGAAGAGAUACUGGAAAAUAUACUCUGAUUGCAGAAAAUGCAUCUGGAAAAGAUCAAGAAACCGUUGAGCUUACAGUACUCAGCAAACCAGAUUCUCCAGAGGGUCCUUUAGAAGUCUCAGAUAUAACAGCCACUAAGGCAAAGGUUUCUUGGAAGAAGCCAGCUGAUGAUGGUGGUAGUCCCAUCAAAGAAUACGAAAUUGAAAAAAUGGAUCUUGCUACAGGUAAAUGGGUGAGAGUAGGAAGAGUACCUGGAGAUAAAGUAGGACCUGAUGGAAAAAUCGAUUACGAAGUAACCGGUUUGAAUCCUGGUAGCGAAUACAAAUUCAGGGUGACAGCAGUUAAUAAUGAAGGUGACUCAGAACCUUUAGUAUCGGACAGAGGUAUCAUCGCUAAGAAUCCAUUCGAUGAACCCACCAAGCCCGGAGUUCCAGAAAUUACAGACUAUGAUAAUAAGGGUGUGAAUCUCAAAUGGGCACCACCAGAAUCUGAUGGUGGAGCACCAAUUGAGAAAUACAUCAUUGAGAAAAAAGACAAAUUCAAACCAGACUGGGAGAAAGCAUGUGAAGUACCUGGAGAUGCAACUACUGCCCGUGUUGAAGAUUUGAAAGAAAGAGGAGAAUAUCAAUUCAGAAUAGUUGCAGUGAAUAAAGCUGGACCAUCACCACCAUCAGAUGCUUCUAAAAUGCAAAUCAUCAAACACCGCGCAUUGAAACCAAGGAUUGAUAGGACAAAUUUGAAACCAAUCAUUGUCCGUGCUGGUAAACCAAUCAAGUACGAUAUUGACGUAAAAGGUGAACCUGCACCAACUUGUACCUGGUUCCAAAAUAAAGAUCAAUUAUCUACAAAAGACAACGUUGAGAUAAUAAACAUCGAGUACAACACCAAGCUCAGUAUCACCAAUUCUGUACGUAAAAACACAGGCGUAUACAAAAUCAAGGCUGUUAAUGAGCAUGGAGAAGAUGAAGCUGAAGUCGAAAUUACUGUACUUUCUGCUCCAGGAAAACCAAAAGGUCCUCUUAAGGUAUCUGAUGUCACCAAGAAUGGAUGUAAACUUAAAUGGGACAAACCUGAGGAUGAUGGUGGCAAGCCCAUCACUGGUUACGUUGUUGAAAAAUACGACAAAAAGACUGCACGUUGGGUCCCAGUAGGAAGAACUAAUGACACCGAGAUGGAUGUUAAAGGUUUACAAGAAGGUCACGCUUACGACUUCCGUGUAAAGGCCAUCAAUGACGAAGGUGAAUCAGAGCCUUUGGAGACUGAAGGAACAACCAUUGCAAAGAACCCAUAUGAUCCACCUGGCAAACCGGGUACUCCAUCUAUUGAAGACUGGGAUACUGAUAGGGUUACACUGAAAUGGACUGCACCUAAGAAUACUGGCGGUGCGCCAAUCACAAGCUACAUUAUUGAGAAGAAGGAGAAAUUCUCUACAUCUUGGGACCAAAUAUUGGAAACACAUACUCCCGAUACUGACGCAAUUGUACCAGGAUUGAAGGAAGGAAAUACUUACCAAUUCCGAGUAUUAGCUGUCAACAAAGCAGGCCCUGGAGAACCAUCAGACUCCACAAAACCACAUGUAGCCAAAGCUAGACAUCUUCGACCACUGAUUAAUAGGGAACAUCUCCAUACUGUCAAGGUCAGGGCAGGUCAACUAGUCAAAUUUGACGUCGAUGUUAAAGGUGAACCUCCACCGGAAAUCAAAUGGAGUUUCCAACAUAAACCAUUGGAGAAUGGACCUCAAUUCAAAAUAGAAAAUGAGGAUUACAACACCAAACUAACCAUUUCAAACACAUCAAGGAAAAACACAGGAACGUAUGUUAUAAGAGCAGAGAACGAAUCAGGAUUUGAUGAAGCUCCUGUCGAAGUCAUCAUUCUUGACAAACCUGGUAAACCAGAAGGACCUUUAGAGGUCCACGAUGUCCACAAGGAAGGUUGCAAGUUGAAAUGGAAGAAACCGAAAGAUGAUGGUGGAUUGCCAAUCACAGGUUAUGUGGUGGAAAAACAGGAUACCCAGACAGGACGUUGGGUGCCUGCUGGAUUCGUUGAUGGGGAUAAAACUGAUCAUGAAAUCACUGGACUUGAACCAAAUAAGAAAUAUAACUUCAGAGUGAAAGCAGUAAACGAAGAAGGUGAAUCAGAGCCAUUGGAAUCCGAUGGUACUGUGCAUGCCAAGAAUCCUUAUGAUGUAGCAUCCGCACCAGGAAUGCCAGAAAUAGUGGAUUAUGAUGAACAUAUGGUCAAAUUGAAAUGGGAGAAGCCUGUAAGAGAUGGUGGUGCACCAAUUACAGGAUACAUCAUCGAAGCUAUGGAUAAAUUCGGAGGACAAUUUGCCAAAGUAGCAGAAGUUGGUCCUGAAUGUAUGGGAACUGUACACAAAUUAGAAGAAGGCAAUCAGUAUAAAUUCCGUGUCAGAGCUGUUAAUAAAGCAGGUUUAUCUGAACCUUCUGAACAAACCAACUGGCAUACAGCUAAGCCAAGAUUCUUGAAACCACUCAUCGAUAGAACCAAUUUGAAAACAUUAACUAUCAAAUCUGGAUUAUCGAUCAGUUUGGAUGUUAACGUAAGAGGUGAACCACCACCAACUAUCACUUGGUUCUGCAACGACAAAGAAAUCGUAUCAGGGGCUGAUAUCCUGAUCAAUAACAUCGACUAUAAUACCAAAUUCUUCGUCACUAAAGCUAAAAGGAUUCAUAGUGGAAAAUACACAAUCGUAGCUAAGAAUGAAGUCGGAGAAGAUAGAGCAGAUAUAGAGAUUAACGUUGUAGCUAAGCCUGGAUCACCUAAAGGUCCACUGGAAGUUUCUGAUGUUACGAAACAUGGCUGCAAACUCAAAUGGAAGAAACCAGAAGAUGAUGGUGGUAUACCAAUUGAUCAUUAUGAAAUUGAAAAACUUGAUCCACUUACUGGUCAAUGGAUCACUUGUGGAAGGAGUAAUGAACCUGAAGCUAAUAUCACAGGUUUACAAGAAGGUAAACCGUAUAAGUUCAGGGUAAAGGCUAUUAACAAAGAAGGUGAAUCAGAGCCUUUGGAAACUGAGAAGUCUAUCAUUGCGAAGAAUCCCUUCGACGAGCCUGGCAAGCCUGGACGUCCAGAACCAAAAGACUGGGAUAAGGACUUUGUUGAACUCGCUUGGACUCCUCCAAAAGACGAUGGAGGUGCUCCUAUAGAGAAGUAUAUAAUCCAGAUGCACGACAAAGCUGGUCGUGGUUGGGUAGAUGCCGCCACAGUGUCUGGAGACAAAACACAAGGAAAGGUUUAUAAUGUAGAAGAAGGCCACGAAUAUGAGUUCCGUGUUGUAGCUGUUAACAAAGCUGGACCUGGAGAACCAAGUGAUGCUUCAAAAUCAGUCAUUGCAAAACCAAGAUUCUUGGCUCCAUACAUCGACCGUAAGAAUCUACAGAAGAAGGUCAUUCGUACUGGCCAAUUGCUCAGAAUAGAGGCAGAUGUUAAAGGUGAACCAGAACCUGUGAUAACAUGGACAUUGAAAGAACAAGUCGUCAAAAAUACUGACCGGAUCAAAAUCGAAAAUGAGAAUUACCAAACCAGAUUCACGCUUCAGAAAGCCAAACGUGCAGAUAGUGGUAUAUAUGUUGUAACAGCUAAGAACGAUUCUGGCGUAGAUAGCGUUGAAGUUGAAAUUCAAGUCCUUGGAAAACCAUCCAAACCCAAAGGACCUCUGCAAGUAUCUGAUGUGACAGCGGAAGGUUGCAAACUUAAAUGGGAACCACCAGAAGAUGAUGGUGGAGAACCAAUUACAGGAUAUUUGGUGGAAAGAAUGGACGUUGAAAGUGGAAGAUGGAUUCCAGUAACAACUACCAAAACUCCAGAAGCUGACGUAACAGGUCUUAACGAAGGCAAAGACUAUUUGUUCAGAGUAAAAGCCCUGAACUCAGAAGGUGAAUCCGAACCUCUAGUUACAGAAGUACCAACAACAGCGAAGAACCCUUACGGAGAACCAGAUACCCCUGGAAAACCAGAACUUAAAGAUUGGUCCAAAGAUCACGCUGACCUCAAAUGGACUGCACCGAAACAAGAUGGAGGUGCUCCUAUAGAGAAGUAUAUAAUUGAGAAGAAAGAUCCUGCAACAGGAAAGUGGGUCAAGGCUGCAGAAGUGCCUUGUAAUAAAACUGAAGGAACAGUUCCUGACUUGCAGGAAGGACAAAAAUAUCAAUUCAGGGUUAAGGCUGUGAACAAAGGAGGAGAAAGUAAACCAUCACCUCCUUCUGAUAUGAUGACAGCCAAAGACAGGUUUGUUGCACCUAAAAUUGAUAGGUCAACACUCAAAGAUAUUACAGUCAAAGCAGGACAUCUUAUCCGAUUGGAUGUUAAGGUAUCUGGAGAACCUCCACCGACUAAAUCUUGGUUCUUAAACAAAGCACGUUUGGAGAAAGAUGAACUCAUCACAAUUGAUUUGGAGGAUUACAGAACGAAAUUACACAUAAGUUCAGCACAGAGAAUACAUAGUGGUACUUUAACGCUCAAAGCUGAAAAUUCAUGUGGCAAAGAUGAAGCCAGUAUUGAAAUCAAAGUUUUGGACAAACCAGCCAAACCUGAAGGACCACUCAAAAUCAGUGAUGUUCAUAAGGAAGGUUGUACUUUGAAAUGGAAUCCUCCGAAAGAUGACGGUGGUGUACCAAUAGAAUAUUACCAAGUCGAAAAGAUGGAUACUGAAACAGGAAGAUGGGUUUCUGCCGGUAGGUCUAAGGAACCGAAAAUAGAUCUAAACAAUUUGGAGCCUGGACAGGAAUAUAAAUUCAGAGUUUCUGCGGUGAACGCAGAAGGUGAAUCGGAACCAUUAGAAGCGGACCAAACCAUUGUUGCUAAGAAUCCAUUCGAUGAGCCUGGUCCACCUGGUCAGCCAGAAGUUACCGACUGGGACAAGGAUCAUGUUGAUUUGAAGUGGACGCCACCACUCAAAGAUGGAGGCUCUCCAAUUAUUGGUUAUAUCGUUGAAAAGAGAGAAAAGGGAACCACGAGAUGGGCUAAGGCUUGUGACGUGGGUCCCCAAACAAACAAAGCAACAGUUGAUAAUCUUGAUGAAGGUGUUGAAUAUGAGUUCAGAGUCAAAGCAGUUAACGCUGCUGGGCCUGGAGAGCCAAGUCAAACAUCGAAAUCUGUUAUCACAAAACCAAGAAAAUUGGCACCUAAAAUCGAUCGAAGAAAUCUGUUCAACAUCACAGUUCGUGAGGGUGAGCCUAUAUAUAUUGACGUUAAAGUAAGUGGAGAACCUGCGCCAGAUGUGGUCUGGUACCAAGAAAAUAAAAUGGUUAUUUCAACUGGUCAUAAACGCGUUGACAACAUUCCGUAUAACUCCAAAUUCUUCAACGACAAGCCCGAACGUAAGGAUACUGGAGUUUACAAGAUAACUGCGUCCAACAAAUAUGGCCAAGAUACUGCUGAAGUAGAAAUAACAGUAGUAUCCAAACCUGGACAGCCAGAAGGUCCUCUUGAAGUGUCCGAUAUUCACAAAGAUGGCUGCACUCUGAAGUGGAAGAAACCUAAGGAUGAUGGUGGUGAACCAAUCGAAAAUUAUGUUGUUGAGAAAAUGGACCCAGAAACUGGCAUUUGGUUGCCUGUGGGAAAAACCAGUGGAAGUCUACCUGAAAUGAAAGUUGAAGGUUUAGUUCCUGGACAGGAUUAUAAGUUCAGAGUCAAGGCUGUCAAUAAAGAAGGAGAAUCUGAACCUUUAGAAACUGCUGGAACUAUCAAUGCAAGAGAUCCAUUCACGAAUCCAGAGAAACCAGGAGCUCCAGAACCUACUGAUUGGUCGGCUAAUCAUGUUGAUCUCAAGUGGGCAGAACCAAUAUCUGAUGGAGGAGCACCUAUUACAGGUUACAUAAUAGAGAAAAAGGACAAGUACAGUCCUUUGUGGGAAAAAGCUUUAGAAACCAAUACACCAACUCCAACAGCCAGCAUUCAUGGUCUGAUUGAAGGAAAUGAAUAUCAAUUCCGUGUAAUCGCUGUGAACAAGGGUGGACAAAGUGCUCCUUCAGAUGCUAGCAAACCAUUCAUCGCAAAACCAAGAUUCUUGGCUCCAAGAAUUGACAGAAGACAUUUACACGAUAUCACGCUUUCUUCUGGAUCUUCCCUCAAGUUCGAGGCUAAUAUAAUCGGUGAACCAGUACCAACUGUUGAAUGGAGAUUCAGCGGAUCGACAUUGAAAAAUGAUAGAAGAGUACAAAUCGACAAUGUCGAUUACUUUACCAAAAUUGUUAUUCGUCCAGUCAACCGGGAGGAUACAGGUGAAUUCACAGUCACCGCAUCCAACAGUUCUGGAAGAGAUGUUCACACAAUAAACGUUACUGUAACCGACAAACCUACGCCACCAGAAGGUCCAUUGCAAGUUUCUGAUGUCAACAAGAAUGGGUGCAAGCUCAAAUGGAAACGACCAAAAGAUGAUGGAGGCACCCCAAUCGAAUACUAUCAAGUUGAAAAGAUGGAACCCGAAACUGGGUGUUGGGUACCAUGCGGAAGAGCUCAUGAACCAAAUUUCGAAGUCACUAACCUAACCCCUGGAAAAGAAUAUAAAUUCAGAGUAGCUGCGGUGAAUGCAGAAGGAGAAUCCAAACCUUUGGAAACUGAUCACAGCAUCAUAGCUAAGAAUCCGUUCGAUGAACCUGGAGCACCAGGUCAUUUGAAGGCAACUGAUUGGGAUAAAGAUCAUGUUGAUCUUGCCUGGGAAAAACCAAAGGAUGAUGGUGGAUCUCCAAUCACUGGAUACAUCAUUGAGAAAAAGGAUAAAUUUGGCGAUUGGGAGAGGGCUUUAGAAGUUGGUCCUAAUGACACAAAAGCUACAGUACCUGAUUUAAUAGAGGGACAACCCUAUUCAUUCAGGGUUCGUGCAAUCAACGCUGCUGGACCUGGUGAAGCAAGCAAUGAAACACCUACUAUCAUUGCGAAACCACGAAACCUGGCACCUAAAAUUGACAGGACUAAUCUCAUUGAGAUUCGAAUUAGGUCAGGACAAAACUUCAGUUAUGAAUGUAAAGUCACUGGUGAACCGAUGCCCGAGACCAAAUGGUUGAUGAAGAACAAGGAGAUCAAAUCGAGUAAAAAUGUUAAAGUACAACAUACAGAUUAUCAUACUAAGAUAUCUGUUAGGAAUGCUACACGAGCAGAUUCUGGAACCUAUAACGUCACUGCCGAAAAUGUAAAUGGCAAAGACAUAGCUGAAGUGGAAGUCACAGUAUUAGAUGUACCAAGUCCACCAGGUGGCCCGCUUAAGGUAUCUGAUGUACACGCUAACGGUGCCAAACUCAGUUGGAGACCACCAGCUGAUGAUGGCGGUCAACCUAUUGAAAACUAUAUUGUCGAAAAAAUGGACGAAGCUACCGGUAGGUGGGUUCCUGCUGGUGAAACUGACGGGCCAGAAACGUCAUUGGCUGUGGAUGGUUUAACUCCUGGUAAAAAAUACAAAUUCAGAGUGAAGGCUGUUAACAAGCAAGGAAAAUCAGAGCCUCUCACAACUGCCCAAGCUAUCGAAGCUAAGAAUCCAUUCGAUGAACCCGGAAAAACUGGAACACCUGAAAUCAUUGACUAUGACUCUGAUUUCGUCGAACUCAAAUGGGAUGAACCAGAAAAAGAUGGUGGUUCUCCUAUUACAGGAUACAUUAUUGAAAAACGGGAUAAAUUUAAUCCUUAUUGGGAAAAAUGCGCUGAAGUCGAAGGAAAUGUAACGAAAGGUAAAGUGAAAGACUUGAUUGAAGGAACACCAUAUGAAUUCAGGAUACGAGCUGUGAACAAGGCUGGACCUGGAGAACCAAGUGAUGCAUCCAAAAUACACGUUGCUCGUCCCAAAAAUCUUGCUCCUAAAAUUGACCGCAAUGCUCUACUCAAUAUCAAGGUACGAGCUGGUCAGUCAUUCGAACUCAAUGUACCUAUAUCUGGUGAACCACCACCGUCUAAGGAGUGGCGCAUCAAAGAAGAUGUUCUGUUCAACACAGACCGCCUCAAGAUCGUUAACGAGGACUAUAUGACAAGACUGAAAGUUAUAGACGCAAAACGUGGAGACAGUGGCGUUUACACUAUCACUGCCAAAAAUAUUAAUGGUAAAGAUUCGGCUACAGUGAACAUAACCAUUUUGGAUGUACCUUCACCACCAGAAGGACCUCUUAGGGCUGACAACGUUACAAAGAGUAACCUCACUCUGAAAUGGAAACCACCAAAGGAUGAUGGUGGUUCUGAAAUCACCCACUAUGUGGUAGAGAAGCAAGAUACAGAAAACAUGAGAUGGAUUCCAGUUGGCGAAGCCGUUGGAACUUCUAUUUUAGUUGAUAGGUUAACUGAAGGACAUGACUACAACUUCAGAGUAUGUGCUGUGAAUAAGCAAGGAGAAUCUCUACCUCUCAAUACUGCAGAAAGUAUUACUGCUAAAGAUCCAUUCACAAAACCAGACAGGCCUGGAGUACCUACUCCAACGGACUGGGAUAAGGAUCACGUUGACCUUGAAUGGACGCCACCAAAGAAGGAUGGAGGAUCUCCCAUUACUGGUUAUAUCAUUGAGAAACGACCAAAACAUGGAACAUGGGAGAAAGCAGUGGAACUACCAGGAAAUCAAACAAAAGGCACUGUGCCGAAUCUUGUGGAAGGAGAAGAAUAUGAAUUCAGGGUGAUUGCCGUGAAUAAGGGUGGCCAAAGUGAACCCAGUGAAGCUUCUAUCCCAGUUAUCGCCAAACCAAGAUUCCAAGCUCCUAUAUUCAAUAAAUCCCUGUUGGAGGAUAUUACCAUCAAAGCAGGACAACGCUUUGGAUGGACAAUACCAAUUGAAGCUUCUCCAAAACCAACAGCCAAAUGGACUCUCAACGGAAAAGAAAUUAAUUCGAAUGACAGAAUCGAUAUGGCUGUAUACAACAACAAAGUGUCUUUCGAUGUAUCAUCUGCCUUACGUUCAGAUGGUGGUAGAUACACCUUGACAUUGACUAACGAUCUUGGAAGUUUCAGCGCCUCUGCCACUGUUACCGUGUUAGAUAAACCUGGACCACCACAACCACCACUAGAUGUCGGUUGCGUAACUAAGGAGAGUGCUAGGUUAUCAUGGAAACCACCUCUUGACGAUGGUGGUUCUCCAAUUCUACAUUACAUCAUUGAAAAAAUGGACGUAUCCAGGGGAACAUGGUCAGAUGCUGGAAUGGCAACCAUAUGUUCUCACGAAAUCACUAGAUUGAUUCAUCGUAAAGAAUACUACUUCAGAGUGAAAGCUGUUAAUACUGUUGGAGAGUCAGAACCUCUAGAAACACCUAGAAGUAUAAUUGCCAAAAACGAAUUCGAUGAACCAAGCUCUCCAGGCAAACCAGCUGUUACAGACUGGGACAAAGACCAUGUCGAUCUUGAAUGGACACCACCAAAGAGUGAUGGAGGUUCACCCAUCACUGGGUAUAUUAUACAGAAGAAAGAGAAGGGAAGUCCUUAUUGGAUGAAUGCAGUCCACGUACCAGCUAGCAAAAACGCUGCUACUGUACCUGAUCUAAUCGAAAACGAAGAAUAUGAAUUCAGGGUAAUAGCAACAAAUUCAGCCGGACAGAGUGAACCUUCUGAACCUUCAGAUCUUGUCACGGCCAAAGCUAGAUACUUGGCACCCAAGAUCAAAACAGCCCUUAAUGAUGUUCGCAUCAAAGCAGGACUCAUUUUGCAUUUGGAUAUUGAUUUUAUUGGGGAGCCAUGCCCUGAAGCUAGUUGGACAGUUGGAAGCAAAAACUUAGUUACCGAUGAAAGAACGACGGUAACAUCAAUUGGAUACCACACAGUGAUACAUACUGUAAAUGCUAAACGUUCGGAUAGUGGUUUGUAUCAUUUAUUGAUUAAGAAUAGCUCUGGAAUAGAUGAGGGAUCAUUCCAAGUAACUGUACUAGAUCGCCCUGGACCUCCUCAAGGGCCCAUUGAAUACGAAGAAGUGACUGCUCAAAGUGUCACACUCUCCUGGAAACCACCCAAAGAUAACGGUGGCAGUGAAUUGACUGGAUAUGUAAUAGAAAAACGUGAUUUAACUCAUGGUGGAGGAUGGGUACCAGCAGUAACCCAUGUUAAUCCAAAAUAUAACCAUGCAGUUGUACCAAGAUUGAUUGAAGGAACAAAAUAUGAAUUCAGAGUGAUGGCCGAAAAUCUACAAGGUCGUUCAGAUCCUCUUGAUACCGAAAGACCAGUUGUUGCCAAGAACCAAUACGAUGUUCCUGGUAAACCUGGUAAGCCGCAACUUGUUGAUAGUGACAAGGAUCACAUCAAGAUCAAAUGGGGAGCACCAAUCAGCAAUGGUGGUUCUCCUAUCAUUGGCUACGACGUUGAGAGACGUGAUAGGGCCACUGGAAGAUGGGUUAAAAUCACCAAAAACCCUGUACCCAUGUUAGAGUUUGAAGAUGACAGGGUACAAGAAGGACACACUUAUGAAUACAGAGUGAUUGCUGUAAACGCAGCUGGUUCAGGCAAACCUAGUGACACUUCGAAUGCUUUCAUCGCCAAACCAAUGAAAGAGAAACCAAAAUUACAUUUGGAUGCAAUUAUCGGACGUAAGAUUAAGGUACGUGCAGGUGAACCAAUCAAUAUCGACAUACCAUUGUCAGGAGCACCUGCGCCCAAAUGCCAAUGGAGUAAGAAUGGAAAUCCAGUUGUAGAGUCCAACAGAGUUUACACUGAAUCAAAUGGAGAACAUACGAAAUUAAGAGUGGAAGUAUCAAACAGAGAUGACGCCGGCAAAUACACAAUUCAAGCUAAGAAUGAUUAUGGCACAGAUUCAGCAGAUAUUGAGGUUCAAGUAGUUGAUAAGCCUGGUAUCCCAAGAGGUCCUCUUCAAUAUACGAAUACAACGCAAGAUACCGUAUCGUUAUCUUGGAAUCCACCAGCUGACGAUGGUGGUGGUGAUAUCAGCAACUAUAUCGUGGAAAUAAGCGAAUAUGGCACUGACAGUUGGAGGCCAUGUCCAGGAUUCUGUCCAAGACCAUCGUUCACAGCUCGAGGUCUGACAGAAGGCAAAAAAUACGUAUUCCGCGUCAGAGCUGAAAACAUUUAUGGUGUUUCUGAACCGCUGGAAGGCAAACCGGUGGUUGCGAAGUGUCCAUUCGAUCCACCAGGAGCUCCAAGUCAACCAGAAGUUGUUGGAUAUACACCAUCAUCCUGCUCUCUCAAAUGGAAGCCACCAUCUUCAACGGGUGGUAAACCAAUUACAGGAUAUUAUGUGGAAAAGAGAGAAAGGGGAGGUGAAUGGACUAAAGUUAAUAACUAUCCAACACCAAACACUCAGUACACUGUACAGGAUCUUAGAGAAGGCAACAAAUAUGAAUUCCGUGUAAUUGCCGUAAACGAAGCUGGUCCAGGUGAACCAAGUAGACCAACAGAACCAAUCGUAGCAAGUCAUCAACGAUUCGUACCAGAUUCUCCAGAACCACCUAAACCUGAUAGAAUCACAAAAGAUAGCGUCACACUUUCAUGGAGACCACCAAGAAACGAUGGUGGUUGUAAGAUAAAGGGAUACAUCCUUCAAAAACGAGGUAAAAACGAGCCAGAUUGGUCUGACGUCAAUUCGAUACCAAUCACAAAUUUGGUUCAUACUGUACCUAAUCUGAAGGAGGGUGACGAAUACCAAUUCCGUGUGAUCGCUGUUAAUGACAUUGGUAACUCUGAACCAAGUAAACCAAGCCAAAAUAUACUGAUUGAAGAACAACCAAAUAAACCAUGCAUGGAUCUUGGAGGAGUACGUGACAUCACCGUGAGAGCUGGAGAAGAUUUCAGUAUCCAUGUGCCAUAUAUAGGAUUCCCGAAACCAACAGCAAGUUGGUUUGCAAAUGACAAGAUUCUUGACGAAUCAGACAGCAGGGUGUUCCCUAAAUUAACUAGUGAUUCGGCCAGCAUUAUAGUCAAGAACUCUAAACGUAAUGACAGUGGUCAAUAUAGAUUACAACUGAAGAAUCCAUCUGGAUUCGAUACAGCCACUAUCAACGUCAAGGUACUCGACAGACCUGGAAAACCUGAGAAUUUGAGAGCUGAUGAAUUUGCUGGAGAUGCACUCACCUUGUACUGGCAACCACCGAAAGAUAAUGGUGGUUCUGAUAUCACAAAUUAUGUUGUAGAAAAGAAAGAAGCACGAUCAUCCACAUGGUCUAAAGUUAGCGGUUAUGUUACUGUACCAUUCAUUAGGAUAAGAAACCUAACAAUAGGAAAAGAAUACGAUUUCAGGGUGUUUGCAGAGAAUCAAUAUGGUCAAUCUGAACCAGCAGUCACUUCUGAACCUAUUAAAGCCAGACAUCCAUUCGAUGUACCAGCUGCUCCUGGAAUACCAAAGGGUGUUGAAACAACCGAAGAUUCUAUAACCAUCCAAUGGUCCAAACCAAGGCAUGAUGGUGGUUCUCCCAUAACUGGAUAUGUUAUUGAAAAGAGGCUUAUCACAGAAGACAAAUGGACUAAAGCAAGCCAUGCUUUGGUGCCUGAUUUAUCACAUAAAGUAAUAAAUCUGAUAGAGAAUCAUGAAUAUGAGUUUAGGGUAGCGGCUGUUAAUGCAGCUGGUCAAGGACCUUGGAGCUCAGCAUCAGAUGCUAUUUGCGCAAGAGCACCACCAUCUGCUCCAAGAAUAACAUCAGAUUUGAGUAUAAGAGAUAUGGUCGUUAUAGCUGGAGAAGAAUUCAAGAUAACUGUACCAUAUUUUGCAACACCUAAACCAAGAGAAAUGUGGAUGAUAAAUGGAGCAGAAAUAUUCUCAGAUCAGAGAAUUAAAUUUGAAACAACAGACACUGCCUCUACGUUCACCAAUAAAUGUGCGAAGAGAACUGACACUGGUAGUUAUACCAUCAAGCUCACAAAUUCUAUAGGAUCAGAUUCGGCUUCUUGUAGAGUGACAGUUGUAGACAAACCACAACCUCCACAAGGCCCUCUUGAUAUAUCAGAUAUAACACCAGAUAAUUGUUCGUUAGCUUGGAGAGUACCUCUUGAUGAUGGAGGUUCUCCAAUCACGAAUUACAUCGUAGAAAAACUCGAUAAUAAUGGUAUUUGGGUUAAGGUUAGCAGUUUUGUACGCAACACCCACUACGAUGUUAUGGGAUUGGAACCAAAUAAGAAGUACAGUUUCAGGGUUCGCGCUGAGAACCAAUAUGGCAUAAGUGAACCUUUAGAGAGCACAGAACCAAUAACUGCCAAAUAUCCAUUCACUGUUCCAGACCCUCCAAGUCCACCAAGAGUUACAGAUUGGACUUCAAACACUGUUUCCUUAUCUUGGGAUAGACCAGCUAAUGAUGGAGGUUCAAGAAUACAAGGAUACAAGCUGGAAUACCGGGAUAUUGUACAUGAUGCCCACUGGCAGGUCACAAGCGAUUACCUCGUCAAAGAAACUCACUUCGAUCUAUACAAUUUGACCCAAGGCAACGAAUAUGAAUUCAGAGUGAGAGCAAAGAACGCCGCUGGUUUCAGCAAACCAUCAGAUUCAUCUGCCAAAUUCAAACUCAAAGGUAAAUUCAACGUACCGUCGCCACCAAGGGAACCAAAGGUUGUUAAAGUUGGAAAAAGUUACGUUGAUCUCACUUGGGAACCACCUGUUAACGAUGGAGGUUCAAGAAUUACCGGAUAUAUCAUCGAAAAAAGAGAAAUCGGCAGUCCAUUGUGGGUCAAAUGUAACGAAUAUAACGUUACUGACACUAACUACACUGCCUUGAACCUCAUCGAAAGAAGUGAUUACGAAUUCAGAAUUUACGCAGUGAAUUCUGCUGGUAGAAGUGACGCUAGCUCCUGCACAACGCCAGUUAAAAUCUGUGAAGUGCUUGGAGGUGAAAAACCCGAAUGGAUCAAACCUUUAUCAAACCAAACCGCACCUUUGGGUAAGACUGUCACACUGGAAUGCGAGGCUUAUGGUAAACCAGAACCUUCGUUCCGUUGGUUGAGAAAUGGCCGUGAGAUAAAUAUCAGUGGAAGGUACAGGCAUGAGAGUAAGAACGGCGUUGCCAGAUUACAUAUAUCCGAUUUAUUGGAUAUUGAUGACGGAGAUUACACUUGCGAAGCAAGCAACACGCUUGGUGCUGUGACAACAACUGCCAGAUUGAAAAUAGGAGCUCCUCCAAGAAUUGAAAGACUUCCAGGAGAUCUGUACUUGCCGGAGGGUGAUAAUACAAAGAUAAAGAUAUAUUACUCAGGUGAUCAACCUUUGAACGUGACCCUCAGUAAGAAUGGCAAGAACGUAGAAGACUCAAUUCACAUCAAAUAUACCAUCUUCGAUGAUUACAUUAUAAUUUAUAUCAGAGGAAUCCAAAAGGAUGAUGCUGGAGAUUACACCAUCCACGUAUCAAACGAUAACGGUAGCACUUCUGGAACAUUUACUGUUUACAUCACAGGACUUCCUGGACCACCAAAAGGACCUUUGGGUACAACAGAUAUUACACAACAUACAUGUUCGUUAUCAUGGAAACCUCCAUCUUACGAUGGUGGAUUGAGAAUAACGCAUUACGUUGUUGAGAGGAAAGACGUAUCAUCUGAACAUUGGAUAACAAUUGCUAGCUCUGUGAAAGACACUAAUUUCACUGUUCAAGGACUAACUGAAGGACAGGAAUACAUAUUCAGGGUGAUGGCUGUGAAUGACAACGGUAUGGGACCUCCACUUGAAGGUCUUAAUCCGAUCAAAGCCAAGGCUCCGUUCGAUGCUCCAUCGCCUCCUGGAGUGCCAAAAGUCACCCAAAUUGGUGGAGAUUUCGUCCAUCUUGAAUGGGAAAAACCAGAGAGUGACGGAGGAUCCAAAAUCCAAGGAUAUUGGGUCGACAAACGUGAAAUGGGUAGCUCGACUUGGCAACGUAUCAACGUAUCUUUGUGCUUCACAACUCAAAUCAACAUAUCUAAUCUUAUUGAAGGACGUCAAUAUGAGUUCAGAGUGUUCGCACAAAAUGCAGCAGGUUUAUCAAAACCAUCUUCGGCAUCGAACUCUGUUGAAAUCAAGGAUCCAUUAGCUGCUGUCCCACCAGAAAUUGUGAAACCUUUGAAGGAAGCUUAUUGCAUUCAGAACCACAAUGCCAAAUUCGAAUGUACCAUCACUGGUGUACCCAAGCCGACAAUCACAUGGUACAAGGGUGCUAGGGAGAUUAGUAAUGGAUCAAGAUACCACAUAUACAGCGAAGGCGAUGUUCAUCAUCUGAUUAUCAAUGACGUUUUUGGAGAAGAUGCUGAUGAGUAUGUCUGCAGAGCUAUGAACAAAGGAGGAGUCAAAUCUACAAGAGCUGAACUUUUGAUUAAGACUGCUCCAAAACUGAACAUUCCACCAAGAUUCAGAGACACGGCCUACUUCGACAAGGGAGAAAAUGUUAUCGUGAAGAUUCCAUUUACUGGUACUCCAAGACCAAGAAUAACUUGGGUGAGAGAAGGAGAAGUGAUCGAAUCAGGUGGCCAUUACCACGUCGAAGUCAAGGACAGACAUGCCAUCUUAACCAUAAGAGAUGGAAGCAAGCUGGAUAGUGGUCCAUACAGAAUAACUGCCGAAAACGAAUUAGGACAGGAUUCUGCUAUUAUAAAAAUACAAAUAUCCGAUCGUCCUGAUCCACCUAGAUUCCCUGCAGCUGAUAGCAUCGGCCAUGAUUCACUAGCGUUGUCCUGGAAACCUCCAAUUUGGGAUGGAGGAAGCAAUAUCACAAAUUACGUGGUUGAAAGACGUGAACAUCCAUUAUCUACUUGGAUUAGAGUAGGUAACACCCGCUUGACCACCAUGGCUAUAGAUGGUUUGACACCAGGUCACCAAUACGAAUUCAGAGUUUACGCAGAAAAUAUCUACGGAAGAUCUGAUCCUUCUGAUAUCAGCAACUUGGUAACCAUGAAGGAUACAAAGAAGAAACAAAUACCAAAGAAGAAAUACGAAGUGGAUGAAAACGGCAAGAAGAUAAGAACAUCUCACAAAGAACCUGUCAAGGAUUACGAUAAUUAUGUGUUCGAUAUUUAUUCGAAAUAUGUACCUCAACCAGUUGAUAUCAAAUCGAAGAGCGUGUACGACGAUUACGAUAUAUUAGAAGAAAUUGGUACAGGUGCAUUUGGUGUUGUACAUCGUUGUAGGGAACGUAAGACUGGUAAUAUAUUCGCAGCGAAAUUCAUUCCUGUAUCGCAUGCAAUGGAGAAAGAACUGAUUAGGAAAGAAAUAGAUAUAAUGAACCAUUUGCACCAUUCGAAGUUAAUCAAUUUGCACGAUGCUUUCGAAGAUGAUGACGAAAUGGUGCUGAUCUAUGAAUUCUUAUCUGGUGGUGAAUUGUUCGAGAGGAUAACAGCAGAAGGCUAUCAAAUGUCUGAGGCUGAAGUAAUCAACUACAUUAGGCAAAUAUGCGAAGGCAUCAAACACAUGCACGAGAAAAAUAUCAUCCAUUUAGAUAUCAAGCCAGAGAACAUAAUGUGCCAAACGCGAAAGAGUACAAACAUCAAAUUGAUAGACUUUGGAUUGGCUACAAAACUAGAUCCUAAUGAAGUAGUCAAGAUAUCUACUGGAACUGCAGAAUUCGCAGCUCCAGAAAUAGUAGAGAGGGAACCAGUUGGUUUCUACACUGAUAUGUGGGCAGUGGGAGUAUUAGCAUACGUAUUAUUGAGUGGUUUAUCACCAUUUGCCGGUGAAAAUGAUAUAGAUACACUGAAGAAUGUCAAGGCUUGCGAUUGGGACUUUGACGAAGAAGCUUUUGGAGGAGUAUCUGAAGAGGGUAAAGACUUCAUCAGAAGGCUGCUCCUGAAGAAUAAAGAAAAACGAAUGACUGCCCAAGAAUGUUUGAUGCACGCAUGGUUAGUAGGAGAUCACAAGGACAGAAAAACUGUUAUCGACAGAAACAAAUACAUCAGGAUACGUGAUAAAAUACGCUCCAAAUACACUGAAUGGGAUUCAUUUGUUCUUCCAAUUGGACGAUUGUCCGAAUAUUCAUCAUUACGUAAAUUAUUGCUAGAGAAAUAUAAAAUACAUGAUGCAUACUUCGAUCGUCGACAAGCAGCUCCAAGAUUCGUCAUCAAACCUCAAAGUGCGUUCUGCUACGAAGGACAAAGUGUUAAAUUCUACUGUCGUGUUAUUGGCGUUGCUCCUCCAACACUCAGUUGGUUCAGAAAUAAUUCGGAGCUCAGACAGAGCGUGAAAUUCAUGAAACGUUAUAUUGGUGACGACUAUUACUUCAUUAUAAAUAGAGCUAAGCUUGAAGACAGAGGAGAGUAUGUCAUCAGAGCUGAAAAUCAUUUUGGAGCCACUGAAGAAGUCGUUUUCUUGAAUGUACACGCACUUCCCAAGGUUGUUCAAGAAUAUAAACCACAAGAUCAACCAGUAAGAAGAAGGGAACCUCUUCCAUAUACUUUCUGGGCAGAAGAACAAGAAUGUGCACCAAGCUUCACCUUCCUGUUGAGGCCACGUGUCAUGCAAGAGAAGGACACAUGCAAGCUAUUAUGUUGUCUAAGUGGAAAACCUUUCCCUACUGUCAAAUGGUACAAGGACAAACGUGAGCUCAGCAAAUAUGAAUAUUCCAUGUCACAUAGUGAUGGUGUUAUAACCAUGGAAAUUGUUGGAUGUCGACCAUCAGAUUCCGGCAAAUACACAUGCGUUGCCACAAAUUGUCAUGGUGUUGAUGAGACAUCUUGUGUGGUUAUUGUUGAAGGUGAAACAAGUACAGAAGAGCAAACGUUUCUAGCAGAGAAACUUCUACAUUCGGCUGAUAGAAAAUACAUUGAACAGCCAAUCAAGCCUGCGCCAGUGCCUAUUACGAUAAGAAAACAAGUAACAAAUGUCACAAACAGUUUGAAGCAAUCAUCAUCUAGUCUUAGUGUCAAUGAUUCUGGAAGAUCACCUAGGAAAUAUGGAAGAAUCGACUCAACUGGUAGUCCGAAUCGGUCUAGAACGUCAACGAAAGAGUUGGCACUACCACCAGACACCACAAUGUUUGCUCCAAAGUUCACUAAAACAUUAUCAGAUUUGGUGAUAAAUGAUGGAGAGAGUCUUUCUCUAACCACCCACGUAAGUGGUGACCCAGAUCCACAAGUUACAUGGUUCAAAAAUGGAAAAUUGUUGAGUUCAUCAGAAGUAGUAGAUUUGAAAUAUAAAAAUGGUAUCGCUUCACUGCGUAUCAGCGAAGUUUACCCAGAAGAUGAAGGAGAGUACAUGUGUAAAGCAAUUAACUCUUUGGGCGAAAAAGAAACAAAAUGUCGUUUGAAGAUCAAACCUAUGACCAAUGGAACAACAAGCAAGGCGAAGAGUACAGACGACAAACCGCCCAGGAUAGUAGAUCAUCUACAAUCAAAAUUCGUAAAGGAUGGUGAAUCGGUAACAUUGUCUUGUCGUAUCAUUGGCGCCAAUAAAUUUGACGUUGUUUGGUUACACAACAACAAAGAGAUCAAACCAAGCAAAGAUUUCCAGUACACAAACGAAGCUCACAUUUACAAACUUGUAAUUGCCGAAAUUUUCCCAGAAGAUUCUGGUGCAUACACCUGUGAGGCAUUCAAUGAUGCUGGGGAGAGCUUUAGUAGUUGCACUCUCAACGUAUUGGUACCUGGUGAACAACCCAAAAGCCCAGUCUUCAAAACAUUCCCUCUAUCAGCAACCGUUUCUGAAGGUGAAACAGCUACAUUUGAGGCAGAAACUGAAGAUGAGCCUUUGCAAAUCAAUUGGCUCAAGGAUGGUAAACAGAUAAAAGAAAAAUCUUCCAAGUACAAUUUCACAGCUGACGGCAAACGUUAUACAUUGCAAAUAUUAUCCUGCGAUUCCAAUGAUAUUGGCCAAUAUCAAGCCAAGGCUAUAGGAAAGAAAGGAGAGACACUAGCUGCCUUCUCCUUGAAUGUUGUAACCUCAGGCGAACAGUAGUUUUCCAAUUCCUAAGCUGUGAAUUCUUUAUAAACAAAACUAUCCUUUAUCAAACCAUGUUACAUAGCUGUUUUUGUAUUUAAGACGUGAAGAAUGACGUGCUACUCAAGUGAGAUUUAAGACGCCAGCAUCCUCAAUUACAAAGAACAUCAAAUCUUUAUCUUACUCGAUCUACCAUGUCAUUCUAGCGAGUCAAAGGUACCUAUAUUAAGCUGGGACGAAAACUGCUUUAUCUUUCAAUUUUGAAUGGAAAGUAUUUAGUGUGAGAGUGCUUAGCAGUUAUUUCAAAUCGCCAUCCUGAAAUCUCUUUUCUUCGAAUUAAAUUUCCGUAGAUAAAUCGCUUUUGCAAAGCCGUACCAAUCUUCUAUGUUAAUAUAUUAAAUAAAUAUAUUUAAUUUUUCA